Molecule: messenger RNA, 8902 nt
Organism: Monodelphis domestica (gray short-tailed opossum)
Lineage: Eukaryota; Metazoa; Chordata; Mammalia; Didelphimorphia; Didelphidae
Source: RefSeq, a predicted model, not a curated record
CUGGUCUCCCCUAAGCUCCGGGACUCGGGCGAGUGAGCGGGACACCUCGGCAUUGUGGCUGGCGGCCUGAGCUGGAGAGGAUGCGGGAGCCCAACUGAGUGGCCAGUGGAGGAGAGCGCGGGCGGGCGGGCUGCCAGCCAGGAGGAGGAGGAGCUGUGGGCUGCGCUGCGCUGCGCUGACCGCACUCACUCGCAGCUCAACUUCGGAGAGAGCGGAGGGAGCCGCCAGAGCCCGCGGGCGAGGAGGGGCACGCAGUAGCCUGGCACCGGAGAGGGCAGCGGGCGCCGCCGCUCUCCUAGACCUAGGGCGGAGCAGCAGCAGCGGCGGUCUCCUUUACGCCGCCCCGCGCCCGGGGACCAGUUGUCCUUGUGCUCCCUGCCCCAAAGAGUGGCUGGCAGUGCCCCCAGGGUGGGCACGGGCUGGCGCGGCCGGGCGGCCGGGGGCCGGAGGUUGGAGGUACUCGGGAGGACGAGGACGAGAAGGAAGAGGCGGCGGCGGCGGCGGCGGCGGCGGCGAGGCUGGGGCCAGGGAGAGAUCCCCGGGGGAGAGGCGCCAGAGCCUGGCCGGGGAGCGAUGUUAGCUCGGAGCGCGGCGGCGGCGACAGCGGCCCCAACAGCGCAGGGGGCGCGCCUCCUGGUCCUGCUGCUGCUCUGGAACUUGAGGCUGUGCGGAGCAGGAAUCGAGUAUGGUGAAAUCUUGCCAGAUUCCUUCCCAUCUGCCCCUGCUGAGCCCCUGCCCCACUUCCUGCAGGAGCCCCAAGACGCCUACAUCGUGAAGAACAAGCCUGUGGAACUACUGUGCAGAGCCAACCCAGCCACCCAAAUCUACUUCAAGUGCAAUGGCGAGUGGGUCAACCAGAACGACCACCUCACCAAGGAGAGCCUGGAUGAGGUCACUGGUCUGCUGGUGCGGGAGGUACAAAUCGAGGUGUCCCGGCAGCAGGUGGAGGAGUUGUUUGGGCUGGAAGAUUACUGGUGCCAGUGUGUGGCUUGGAGCUCUGCUGGCACCACCAAGAGCCGCCGAGCCUAUGUCCGUAUCGCUUACCUACGAAAGAACUUUGACCAGGAGCCUCUGGGGAAGGAGGUGCCCCUGGAGCAUGAGGUUCUCUUGCAGUGCCGUCCCCCUGAGGGAGUCCCCAUCGCAGAGGUGGAGUGGCUGAAGAAUGAGGAUGUCAUCGAUCCCACCCAGGACACCAACUACCUGCUCACCAUUGACCACAACCUCAUCAUCCGGCAGGCCCGGCUCUCAGACACAGCCAACUACACCUGUGUGGCCAAGAACAUCGUGGCCAAACGUCGCAGUACCAUGGCCACCGUCAUUGUUUAUGUGAAUGGUGGCUGGUCCACCUGGUCCGAGUGGUCCCCUUGCAAUAACCGCUGUGGACGAGGCUGGCAGAAGCGUACCCGGACUUGCACCAACCCCGCUCCCCUCAAUGGAGGUGCCUUCUGUGAUGGGCAGGCCUUCCAGAAGGUUGCCUGUACCACUAUGUGCCCAGUAGAUGGAGCGUGGACGGAGUGGAGUAAGUGGUCAGCCUGUAGCACAGAAUGCACCCACUGGCGGAGUCGGGAAUGCACCGCCCCGCCGCCCCAGAACGGGGGCCGAGACUGCAGCGGGCUGCUCCUGGACUCCAAGAACUGCACCGACGGGCUGUGCACGCAGAAUAAAAGAGUUCUAACUGAACCCAAAAGCCACCGUGACUGUCAGAGGCAAGAUCUGAACCCAGACCUCUGUGAUUCUAAGCACAUAAUGGAGGCGACAGGGGACGUGGCUCUCUAUGCCGGUCUGGUGGUGGCCAUCUUUGUCUUCAUCGUCAUCCUCAUGGCUGUUGGGGUGGUGGUGUACCGGCGCAACUGCCGUGACUUUGACACAGAUAUCACAGACUCAUCAGCUGCCCUCACCGGAGGCUUCCACCCUGUUAACUUCAAGACGGCUCGACACAACAACCCACAGCUGCUUCAUCCAUCAGUACCUCCUGACCUUACCGCCAGUGCAGGAAUCUACCGAGGACCUGUGUUUGCCCUGCAGGACUCCUCUGAUAAGAUCCCCAUGACCAAUUCACCCCUGCUUGACCCCCUGCCCAGCCUGAAGAUCAAGGUGUACAACUCAUCCACCACAUCCUCCACCCCUGGCCUGCCCGAUGGAGCUGACCUGCUGGGAGUCCUGCCCGUGGGCACCUACCCGGGCGAGGGGAUCCGAGAUGCCCACUUCCUCAGCCUGCGUAAUGCCAGCCUUGGCUCCCAACAAACCCUGGGUAUGCCCCGAGAUCCUAGCAACUGUGCCAGUGGGACCUUUGGCUGCCUUGGCGGGAGACUGACCAUUCCUGGCACAGGGGUGAGCCUGCUGGUACCCAACGGGGCCAUCCCCCAGGGGAAAUUCUACGAGAUGUACCUGCUCAUCAACAAGGCGGAGAACACCCUGUUACCUGCAGAAGGGACCCAGACAGUAUUGAGCCCCAUGGUGACCUGUGGACCCACGGGGCUGCUCCUUUGCCGCCCGGUCAUCCUCACAGUCCCCCACUGUGCUGAGGUCAGCUCCAGUGACUGGAUCUUCCAGCUGAAGACCCAGUCUCACCAAGGGAAUUGGGAGGAGGUUGUGACUCUAGAUGAAGAGACCCUAAACACCCCUUGCUACUGCCAGCUAGAAACCAAGUCCUGCCACAUCCUUCUGGACCAGUUGGGCACCUAUGUGUUCAUGGGGGAGUCCUACUCCCGCUCGGCCAUCAAACGGCUCCAGCUGGCCAUCUUUGCCCCUGCACUGUGCACCUCUCUGGAGUAUAGCCUCAGGGUUUACUGCCUGGAAGACACACCUGAUGCGCUCAAGGAGGUGCUGGAGCUGGAGAAGACCCUAGGUGGGUACCUGCUGGAAGAGCCCAAGCCCUUGCUCUUUAAGGACAGUUACCACAACCUUCGCCUUUCCAUCCACGAUAUCCCCCAUGCCCUGUGGAGAAGCAAGCUGCUGGCCAAGUACCAGGAGAUUCCAUUCUACCACAUCUGGAGUGGCAGCCAGAAGGCCCUGCAUUGUACUUUCACCUUGGAAAGAUACAGCCUAGCCUCCACAGAACUCACCUGCAAGAUCUGUGUGCGGCAAGUGGAAGGGGAAGGCCAGAUAUUUCAGCUACAUACAACACUGGCAGAGACAGCUGCUGGGUCCCUAGAAAACUUCUGCUCUGCACCCAGUAGUUCAGUUACCACACAGCUGGGGCCCUAUGCCUUCAAGAUCCCAUUGUCCAUCCGGCAGAAGAUCUGCAAUAGCCUCGAUGCUCCCAAUUCCCGGGGAAACGAUUGGAGGCUGUUGGCCCAGAAACUGUCUAUGGAUCGGUACCUGAACUAUUUUGCCACCAAAGCAAGCCCCACAGGGGUGAUCCUGGAUCUGUGGGAAUCCCUGCACCAGGACGACGGUGACCUCAACACCCUGGCCAGUGCCUUGGAGGAAAUGGGCAAGAGUGAGAUGCUGGUGGUCAUGGCCACGGAUGGUGACUGCUGAUGCCACCCUGACUGCCACCUCAUGAACACAGGAAGGGUGGAACUGUAGGGAGCAGGACAGGAUGAGAGCACAGGGCAAAAAAUGAGGGGUGAGUUUAGGGAUGGGGCAAUGUCCCCGCCCAUCUCACCCCAUGACUGCAGACAGGGGUCUCCUCAUUCUCUUCCUCUUCCUCCUCCCUCUCUCACCUACCAUAACCAGCCUUAGAAAAUCUACACACUUCAUUGUCAAGAGAGCCUAGAAUCCCCCAUCCCCAGGUUCUAUCUCUUCUUACUCCAACCCUCCUGCCACAGGGAGCUUGGGACCAAGGGCUCUGCCGUGACAAGAGUCUCAGUCAACGGGGGAGGUGACCCCUCUACCACCACCCCACAAACACAUGUAUGCACAGCAGCUCCCAGGCCCUCAGAGACCAGGGCUUCUCUAAGGCUUCUGGGUUGGGUUUUCUUUUUGUUUCUUUUCAAUGAUGGGUUUCUCUCUCUUCCCAAUGCCCCACCCUUCUCUCCUCCCUUAAUUCCAUUUUAUGCUUUGAAGAAGUCCAGUAGGACCUUGACAAACUGCUUUCUUCUGUCGAAAAGAGAGAGGGAGAAAGAGAGAACUUUAGAUAGAUGACUAUUCAAAGGUCAAAGAAGAAAACCACAAAAGCCACAAAGAAGGAAAAAAGAGGGGAAAAAACCCAGUUUCUUAGGAAACGCAAAAUGAUUAUUAUCCAGAUAUUUGGAUGAGUCCUUUUUAAGAAAAAAAAAAGAAAGAAAACUAAAAACAAACAAAAAAAUUUAAAAACUGUUUUCUUGAGUGGAUGAAUGUGUGAAUUUGGGGGUAUGGAAAUGAGUCAGAGUAGAGCAUAGGAAUGAAGGAGGGAGGGAGACCAAUAGAGCUUGGCUAGGAAAGUUUUCAUUUCCAAAAUCAAUGUUGGACUAAAUUCAGAAGGGAUUGCACCUAACAAGGAGGCUAAAUCAUCUGGCCUUCCUCGGCUCCAAGAUGCCUAGAGUUGGUCCCCAACUCUGUGACAUGGGGAGAGAGUUAAAGAAAGAAGUCUCUCCUGAGUGGGAGAGAGUAUGGGAAUCUGGUCCAGGGUGGAGAACAGCGUUGAGUUUUGGAGAAGUCAUAAAGACACCAUGUGUCCUUGGCAUCUAGAAGAAUCAGUAACCAAAAAGGGCCCCAGUUUCCCCUGCACCUCAGCACUUCAGAAGCCUAUCUGUCCACCUGGUGAGUACCCAACAAGGGUGAAAGGAAAGAUGCUACAAACUUCACAUCCUGGACUGUGCUCUUGGAUACUAAACAGCAACCCAUGAUCAUGGCUGGCCUUGGGCUUCCCAUCCUGAUUAGAAGCCUGGGUUUGCUGCUUAGUAAUCACCUGGAAUCAGGGGAGACCCCACUGGAAAGAGUUGAACCUUUGGUUGGAGAGCUAUGACCAGGGGGUCAUGGAGUACUGGAUGAUGUCAGUCCUUGACAUCUGUCAAGAACCAAAGCUAUUAUGGGACUCAGAAGGGAUGGUUGAUAGCUUAACUUACAAAUGAAGACAGCUUGUCCCGCUCAUUUAACAAAGGAGAUUGGAGUGUAUAUCAUGAACCAUGAAUGACACAUGGGGAACUCCAAGUGGUUAGUUAUUCGUUGUUCUGUCCUUCCUACAUCCCAGAUGAAGGUUGAGUUCUCAACAUCGGGGCUUGGGUAUGUGGGGAAAAGAAUAAGAGAAACAAACCCAGACUGGAUUGCAUAUGGUGGGGAGUUGAAAAUAGGCUGAAUCCCAUAAACUGAACCAGAUUUGGGAGGGCAGCAUUGAGGCAUCUCUAAGUAGCUGACCACGUUGGGUCAGCUGAGCAGGGGCAAAAGGCUUACCCCCUCCACAGACAAUGGGGCACCAAACUGUCCCGUGUAUGGAUCCUGAGAGUGAUGGACUUCCUGAUGUAGUGAAAAAAUAUGAAAUUAGGCAUCAUCGGGGUUCUAGUCUUGGCUACGCCAAUGACAAGCUAUAUGGCUGUGAUGAAAUCAUUUCAUAUCUCUAGACCUCAGUCAGGAUCCUUCCUUAAAAAAGGAGGGACAGGUUGGACAAGAGGUCCUUAGAAGUACUUAUUUGAUUCUUUCUCACAGUUCCUCAGAAAAGGGUACUGUCUCUCCUAAGGAGAGUGCCAUGGAAUAGCAAGAGUGCCCACAGGUCUUGGAUUCUGUUCCCAACUUCCUACCUGUGUGACUUUGAGAAAGUGCCCUAACGACUCUGAGCCCCAGAUUUCUCCCCUCUGUAUAAGGAGGGAGGAGGCAUUAGGACCAGAUGACCACUGUGGUUCAUUCCACCUCUAAAUCCAGGAUCCCCUCUGGAAAAGAAGAUGUUUGGGGUGGGGGAGGAAUGCCAAGGCAAAGGGUGGCAUUGUCUGGUUUUGCCAGGCUAGGAAUUGCCAUCCCUGCUUCCCCAGGGGUCAUUUCCAAAGACUGGGUCCUCUUGGGGUGCUUCCAUCCUUAGAAAGGUCUCUUCUGGGUGCUAUUAUACAAGGUAAUUUGAAUGGAAGCCUCUGGACUAGUUCUGGACUAUUUUAACAGAUGGAGAACUUGAGGCAAUAUGUGUGUUCUAUCUACCUCCUUGUGGCUGUGCCUGGCACAACAGGGAACCCCUCCUAUACCUUAGCAGAAGAGCCAGUAGUUAGAUGGGGCUGUCUCGGGAGGAAUGGCUAAGGAGUGAGACUCCUCGCGCUAGCUUGGCAUCAAAAACCACACUUAAAUCUUCACUUUCUGGGAGAGGGAUGGAAAGGGUAGGAAAACCAAGGAAGAGGCACGAAAGGGACACAGAGGAUGGCUAAGGAGGAUCAAGUCUGGUUUCUUAGUACUGGCUCUUGAGGGGAGGCUGGCUUGCCCUGGCUGGCCCCAUCCCAUGGCAAACACUUGGUAUUUACAAUUUACAGGCUAAUAACUAGCUCAUAUUUCCAUUCACACACCCUAACCCAGACCAGGAGCUAAGUACCAGCUCCCCCAGGGCUACUCCUGGCUAUUAUCUUGGGACCUUGGGGAACAUGUGCCAUCAUGCAGUUGCUGGGAAUUCGCAGGAGCGCCGGGCAGAGCACCGUGCCUUUGAAGAUGCUAUUGGUGGGGGAAGGAGGCUCUUUACAGCGUGCGGAGUUCGGAUAUCCAGCAUCAGAGGCUGUGAGCUGGAGGCUCGAUAAUGGUUUUCUCACCACUGCUGGGGGAACGGGGAAAGGGAGAGAGGAAAUGAGAAUGGGGAAGUCGCCCCGGGGCCUCUCUCUUUCUCAGGAUGGGUCAAAAUCUGACUACUGGGUCUAGAAGACCUUUCCAGUGCUUUGGGGGAGGGAGUGGGAAUUAUCUGAAGUCCAAGGAUACCACAACUCAGGGUGUUUUUCCCAAAGGAGGAAGAGAUACCAUACAAUUCAGUUGAGUGGGGGAGAAUGGGGUAGCACGGGCAGCCAUCUUGCAUGGGGCCAUUGUGGAGCCACAACUGGUGGAGUUUUCACCUUUUAAUCGCCACGUCUCUGGAUACUCUCUUCAAGGGCUCAAUAGGGAAAUGUUAGCCAUUGGCUUGGGGCCCUUCUUCAAGGCAAAUUGAACACUAAAACAACUUAAUCACAGGGACAGGGGAAGGUGGAUGGCACAGUGGAUACAUAACCAGACCUGGAGUCGUGAAGACCUGAGUUCAAAUCCAGCUUUAUACACUAGCUAUAUGACUCUGGAUAAAUUGCUUAACUCUGUUUGCCUCAGUUUCCUCAUCUGUCAAAUGAGCCAGAGAAGGAAAUGGCAAGCUAUUCUAGUACUCUUACCAAGGAGUCAUGAAGAGUCUGGCAUGACUGAACAAUAAUCACAGGGAUUGGGCACCCAAAGAAAUACAAAUUCCCCUUUAUUUGAGAGAUAAGGAAACUGAAGACCUGACCCAGAGAAGGGGAAGUCAUGCAGUUAGCAAAAUAGGAUUGGAACUUGGAGUGGAUCUCUGACUUCCAAGUCCAAUGCUUUCACCCCUUGUGCCAUAUUGUAUCUCAGAUAGAAGGGAGUAGCUUGACUGGGAUUGCUCAGGAACCCAAGGGCUACAGGGAAAUAAAGAGAGCUCCUGACCUGGAGUCAAAAGAACUGAAUUCAAGUAUUGAGUCUCCAUUUUGCGACUCAUUCCCGUGGAUAUAUCAUCAGAGGGACUGAGGAUUGAAACAUAAGCCCCAUUUUCCUCUGGGGACAACCCUGAGAGAAGUCACAACGUCAGUUCCUUAUUUUUAAAAUGGCAGCACCUGGGGAUGAACCAGAUGAUUUUCUAACUGUGUAUCUAAGAUCCUGCAGUCCAGUAUCUGGUUCCUCAUUUUCCUUAUCAAUUGAAUGAAGAUGGUAAACUCGAUAUAAUUUCCUCGAUCCCAAGUUCAAUGAUUCUGUCAUCUUCAAGGGAAAUUCUGAGAAGAAACCCCAGAGCCUACUUCUCUGCCUCCAGUUGCCUCAGUUUCCCAGCCCCCUUUCCUCCUCUGUUGCCUUUUUUCCUGACCCCAGACACCCUACUCUCUGCUCAUUCUAUGCACCCCUCUUGGGUUCUGUGGGGCCCACAGUUGCGAUGGCAGGACAAUUUACAUCAACCACAAAGGGAGAGGAGGGUCAACCUGAUUCCUAGGAAUUGUGGGAAAAGCUCGAAGCCCAGAACCAAUUUGGACUGUGCCUCCUAGGAAGGAUUUUGGUGCCUGUGUUUAGAAAAAGGCCUCGUAAAGGGUUUCCUGGUCCCCUUAUCCACAUGGUUUCUGCUGGUAAAAUUGUCUCACAAAUCUAGCAGGGGUGAGGGGGUGCUGCAGGCAGGGGAUGGAUUUCUACAUUUCUCCUAGUUCUCAGUCGACCUAAAGGAGUGUGUGUGUGUAUGUGUGUGUGUGUGUGUGUGUGUGUGUCCGUGUGUCUGUGCCCUACUUACUACAUACGAUGUAUGCUCACUCAUUUGUCCCCAGUUUGGAUAUCUCAAGUUUGGAGUGUCUAGACCUUGCCCCCAGGACUGCGACAUCAUCAUCUCUCCAUCCUCUGUGUGCCUCUGUCUCUGCUCUCCAUCUCCCUGGCCCUCUCUGUAUCUCUCUCUCCUUUGUGACUGAGAUAUCUCCAGUGGCUCAGAGAGCUCCGGGGUCCUCAAAGGGGCCUCUCCAGACCCCAAAAGGGACCAACAGCUCUUUCUGGGUCCCCAGUGGAGAGGGAGGCACCCAGAGGGGAGGCAUCCAACAGCUGGGGAGAGAAGAGCAUCUUUCCAGGGGUAAAGGGCCAAUUGCUAUGCUCAGUGGGCAUCUUCUUUUCCUAUUUCUACAUGACAGGGGUGGGGAAGGGAGGCCAGGGGCUCGAAUGACAGCUCCUGAACCUGUAGCUGUUUCUUCUGUAAACUCCAAACCUGUAAAUAAUGUCUAGCGUUCCUAUUGUAACAAAUUAAUUUUUAUGCAAUAAAUUAUAUUUCCUAGUCUAAUAAAAAAAUGAAACCAGGCAA